Molecule: messenger RNA, 1290 nt
Organism: Auxenochlorella protothecoides
Lineage: Eukaryota; Viridiplantae; Chlorophyta; Trebouxiophyceae; Chlorellales; Chlorellaceae
Product: Cysteine desulfurase, mitochondrial
Exons: 4
Coding region: 1-1290 (429 amino acids)
Biological process (GO): [2Fe-2S] cluster assembly
Cellular component (GO): mitochondrion; cytosol
Molecular function (GO): cysteine desulfurase activity; pyridoxal phosphate binding
Source: RefSeq, a predicted model, not a curated record
AUGGCCGCCCAGGCAGAGCCCUCAGUUGACGCCAGCGAUGUCAGCGACUUUGUUCUGGAGAAAAAGGGCAUCCGCGUGCGCGGCACGCCCAUGUACCUGGACAUGCAGGCCACGACCCCCGUGGACCCUCGGGUGACGGACGCCAUGAUCCCCUACUUCACGGAGCUGUAUGGCAACCCCCACUCUCGCACCCACUUCCUAGGAUGGGAGGCAGAGGACGCCGUGGAGAAGGCGCGGGCCCAGGUGGCUGGCCUGAUUGGGGCCGACCCCAAGGAGAUCGUGUUCACCUCGGGCGCGACGGAGUCCAACAACCUGGCGAUCAAGGGCGUGGCGGGUUUCUACCGGGACAGGAAGCGCCACAUCGUGACCACCCAGACCGAGCACAAGUGCGUGCUGGACUCGAGCCGGUACCUGCAAAACCGCGGGUUUGAGGUGACCUACCUCCCCGUGGGCCCCUCGGGCCUCGUGUCUGUGCAGGCGCUGGCCGACGCGCUGCGCCCCGACACCGCGCUCGUGUCGGUGAUGGCGGUGAACAACGAGAUCGGCACGGUGCAGCCUCUGGCGGAGAUCGGCGCGCUGUGCCGGCAGCGCAAAGUCUUCUUUCACACCGACGCCGCGCAGGCGGUGGGCAAGCUGCCGUUGGACGUCGACGCCAUGAAGAUCGACCUGCUGUCCAUCUCGGGGCACAAGCUGUACGGGCCCAAGGGCGUAGGCGCGCUCUAUGUCCGGCGCCGGCCGCGCGUGCGCCUGGAGGCCCAGAUCUCCGGCGGCGGGCAGGAGCGGGGGCUGAGGUCCGGCACCCUGCCCACGCCGCUGAUUGUGGGCCUGGGCAAGGCCUGCGAGAUCGCGGGGGAGGAGAUGGAGGCCGACAGCCGGCACAUCCAGGGGCUGGCGCGGCGCCUCUACGACGGCAUCACCAGCCAGCUCGCGGGCGUGGUGCUAAACGGCGACGAGCAGGCGCGUUACUGGGGCAACGUCAAUCUCUCCUUUGCGUAUGUAGAGGGCGAGUCGCUGCUGAUGGGCCUCAAGGACGUGGCGGUGUCCAGUGGGUCGGCCUGCACCUCUGCCAGCCUGGAGCCGUCCUACGUCCUGCGCGCACUGGGGGUGGAGGAGGACAUGGCGCACACCAGCAUCCGGUUUGGGCUGGGGCGCUUCACCACCGCCGCUGAGGUGGACGCGGCCGUGGAAGCCACCGUGCGCCACGUCAACAAGCUGCGCGAGAUGAGCCCGCUGUGGGAGAUGGUGCAGGAGGGCGUUGACAUCAAGUCCAUCCAGUGGAGCCAGCACUGA